UCCCUUCGUCCGAACUCGACAAGAGGGAAAGCGUCGCCGGAGCCGAAGCUCGCCGGCGAGAACUCAAGGGAAGUCUCCCCGCCCCUGCUCGCCGGCUCUUCAGCACGCACACCCUUUCCGGCGCAAGGAUGGCCGAAGAAGAAGGAGAAGAAGGGCAGCAGCAGCAGCAUCGACUGACCCCGCCCGACGAACCUGCGGAGGCCGCUCAGCAGGACUACUCGUGGCCCGCGAUUCGGUUCGACGUCCCUCCUCAGAGAACCUACCAUUUCCACAAGCAGUUCGCAACUGACCAGAAGCCGAACAACUUUCUUAAGGGCGUCAAAUGGUCGCCUGAUGGGACUUGCCUUCUCAGUAGUUCGGAGGACAAUACCCUUCGUGUGUUCGCCUUACCAGAGUACGGGGGCGACGACAGCGCAAAUGCGAGUUCGUCAAAUCUUGAUGAAGAUUCCUUUGCAGCAAAUCUUGUUGUGACGGAAGGGGAAUCGGUUUAUGAUUUCUGUUGGUACCCUUACAUGUCUGCUACAGACCCAGUAAGCUGUGUAUUCGCAUCAACGACUCGUGAUCAUCCAAUUCAUGUCUGGGAUGCUACUACUGGACAGCUACGUUGCACUUACAGGGCUUAUGAUGGUGUGGAUGAAAUUACAGCGGCAUUUUCGAUUGCAUUCAAUCCUGCAGGGAACAAGAUCUUUGCUGGAUAUAACAAAUCCAUAAGAGUGUUUGACGUACAUCGCCCUGGUAGAGAUUUUGAGAGGCACUCAACACUUCAAGGAAAUAAAGAAGGUCAAACAGGUGUGUUAUUGUGUUUGUCCCGGUUUAGCUAUUGCUAGAGAUUUGUUUAACAAGUAAA
Eucalyptus grandis is the source of this 847-nucleotide messenger RNA. Its product is annotated as telomerase Cajal body protein 1-like. The coding region runs from base 129 to 827 and encodes 232 amino acids. The transcript is spliced from 7 exons. Lineage: Eukaryota; Viridiplantae; Streptophyta; Magnoliopsida; Myrtales; Myrtaceae. The record is from RefSeq and is a predicted model, not a curated record. Gene Ontology annotation, molecular function: protein binding.